GAAACGAUGGCGAUAGGUAACCUGUAAUGUCUCCGUGCAACUGGGACGAGGUCAGAGUGAGUUUAGUUUUCACACUUUGUGGCUAUUUUGUCCAAACUAUGUCUUUAACAACUGCCUUCAACGAUUACAUUACGUGCUGACGUUAGAAAGAAUAAACAUUAGCCUGCUGCCCCCUAACUGCUGUAACGGUGACGUUUGUAAGCACCUCAGCUGGAAGUACCGCUGGAUAAAUUAACUGUAAGCCUCUACGCCCUCCCAGACCACCCUACCUUUGACACACAAUGGGACAGUUUAGCCUCGCUCUCCUCCGCCACAUCUCCUCAUCCACUGCCCCCGCACUCACCGGGACGUGCCGCCUUCACAGAAGGCACUGCUUCACUGCUUCACGCCCUCAGUACCGGAGCAUCGUCCCGCCUCACAGCUGCCAGCACAAACGGACUGAAAGCACAGCAGCCAGCCAGCACAUACAGGACCUGAGUGGGCCUGAGCAGAGACUGCUGAAUAAACUUUAUGACGGGCUGAUCGGAGGACAGCGGGCGUCUUUGGCAGAGUGCAUCACUUUGGUGGAGACCCAGCAUCCCAGAAAGAAAGAGCUGGCCCAGGUGCUGCUGCAGAGGGUCCUGGCUUACAGGAGGGAGCAGGAGAGCCAUAAUGGAGGGAAGCCAGUGGCCUUCAGAGUAGGUCUGUCUGGACCCCCCGGAGCAGGAAAGUCCUCCUUCAUCGAGGUGGUGGGGAAGAUGUUGACAGGACGUGGACAUAAAGUUGCAGUGCUGGCUGUCGACCCAUCCUCCUGCACCACUGGGGGGUCUCUGAUGGGCGAUAAGACUCGUAUGACUGAGCUCUCAAGAGACAUGAACGCCUUCAUCAGGCCAUCGCCAACCUCGGGAACACUCGGAGGUGUCACCAGAACGACCAACGAGGCCAUUGUUCUCUGCGAGGGAGCAGGUUACGACAUCGUCCUUGUGGAGACUGUAGGAGUCGGCCAGUCAGAGUUCGCAGUGGCAGACAUGGUUGACAUGUUUGUGUUGCUGAUUCCACCAGCAGGGGGCGAUGAACUCCAGGGCAUCAAGAGGGGCAUAAUCGAAAGGGCCGAGUUGGUCGUGGUGACAAAGUCAGACGGAGACCUGGUGGUGCCGGCCAGGAGGAUCCAGGCCGAAUACACCAGCGCACUCAAACUGCUCAGGAGACAGUCCAAAUCCUGGAACCCUAAGGUGGUGCGGGCUUCCUCGCAAACCUUCGAGGGCAUCCCAGAGGUCUGGGCCAAGAUGGAGGAAUACUGGGAGGCCGCGCUGGCCAGCGGUGAGCUGCAGGGCCGGCGGAGGGCCCAGCAGAAGGUGUGGAUGUGGAGUCUGAUCCAGGAGAGCGUCCUGUGCCUUUUCCAAAAUCACCCCGGUGUCAGAGAAGCUCUACCCCACCUCGAGGAGAGGGUCACCAAAGGAGCCAUCUCUCCAGGACUGGCUGCUGACCUGCUUCUCAGAGCCUUUUCUUCAUCCUCUUCAUCACAGUAAUCACUGGGACUGCACUGUCAGAUAAGGAACAGAUAGCUGAUCAGGGUCACUCACUGAAAAGGAGAGUGAGAAAAUGACCUUGGCUCUGCGGUUUGCACAAAAAGACUCGAUCUCUGCUCUUUUAACACUUGAUUUAAAAAUUUAAAUACGUGAGAGUCACCCACCCGUCUACAGAGGCUUCGCUUUCUGAUUGCUUUCAUCCAAGUCACAAGAGCAGGAAGAGCGCUGACAGUCGUCACUUCUCGUCAGCGGCUUUAAGAGCACUCGCGUUUGGCAAAAAUGAGACGCGUUUCAUUUGAGCUGCGAGAUGUGAAACGCUGAAGCGACCGUCUCUUUUGGACACUACAGACAAGUUUUAACGAGAUCAGUGAAGGAGGAUUUAAAGGUCGUGUGGUUACAGUUGAAGAAUAGUUUGAGCGGUAUCUGUCACUAUUAUGAACGGCGUGUUACAGUAAAGCUGUGACUCGUUCCUCACGAUCAGUAAUAUCAGUAAUAACAGCCUAUUUGUGAGCCACAAAGCGUCAAUGAAAGGAUCGGGCUUGGGUAGAAUCGAUUUAGUUAGGGCCCCGUGUUUCUGCUUCUGAACUACUGAAGAUGUUGCUCUAAUAACAGUUUUUCCUCAGGAAAGCAUCAAGGCUUUGAAUCUGUGUUUUUCUUUUUUUUUUCUUUUUUAAUCCACUGUUUGGUUUCUAUUAAAGAACAAUUUGAAUCUUAAGUGGACAAGUGAAUUACAUUAAAUCUGCCGGCGCAGUUGGCCGAGCUCUUCUACCGCUGCGUGUUUGCUCACGAUAUGAAAAAGGGCCGAGUGAUUAAUGUUACCUCUACGAAUAUUAGCCCUGAGAUUUGUCAAAGAUUUAAUGACAUUUCUUUUCGGCUCUCCGGAGCCAGAAAUGUCAGCGCUGGGCUUCGUCUGAAUGACUCAGCUGUACGGUUGCUUCGAAUUCAGGCAAAACACACUUUAAUAUUUCCAGAAUUAAGUUCAUACUGCGCUGCGCUCCCGGACACCACCGGAGAACUGAACACAAAGAGAAGUCACGCACUCAUAACGCCGGUGCAGCUACUUUAUUACUUUAUUAUUUAAAGAGGCUGCUGCAGCUGCUUUAUUCAGGGACCCCACAGCAGACGCCGGUGUCAGCGGCAUAUUCUUAUACAGUCUAAUCUAUACACAGGGUAUUUCCCACCCAUUAUGCAUUCAUAGGCUGCACCUGUUAUUUUUAGUGUCUGUUAAUCCGUCAGCUAUUUUUUUUUAAUAUAUAAACUGAUGUAAACGUAUACAUCAUAAUUUCCAGACUCCAAACUGACAUCUGAAGACUGAAGGAAAGCCUCGCUGUGGCCUCCAGUUUCAGUCCAGGAGCCACAAAUUCACCGGGCGAGCAGGUGGCGUGGACGUCCAAGUGUGUGAAUGCGAUGACUCGAGAACUAGGCGACGUAGGAUUUUCAAAUUGAUGCCAUAGGUGCAUCUACUAAAAAUCUCAGAUGAGUUCAAAUCCCGGUGACCUCGAUCUAAAGGUCAAGGUCAGAGGUCAAGUUUUCUGAAAGUCUAAAAAAUCCCUUUUGUAACAUUCUUGUCCCAGGUUGCCCUGUCGCUACCCACCGGUUGUGGCAGAUGGCCGCCUGUCCCUGAGCCUGGUUCUGUCAGAUGUUUCCUCUUGCUCAAAUGGAGCUUUUCCUUCCCACUGUCACCAAGUGCUCGCUCGCAGGGAGUCGUGUGAUUGUUGGGGGUUUUUCUCUAAUACUGUAGAAUCGUUACCUUGCAGUGUAAAACGCCCUGAGCUCACUGAAAAUGCCAAUAAAUGCUAAAACAUCAAGUUUAAAAAAAAAAAGAGUAAUAUAUCUAUGAGAUAUGAAAUAAAACACAAGAGGUCGGCAGGCUGUUUGAUUUCUGUAACCAUCAUAGUCCAACUGUCGAGGCUGUCAACACAAUGAUGUUGAAGAACUCCCUUGUUUUUGUCCCGUUGGUCUAAUUGUGAGAUUGUGUACAUGUGGCAUUAAAUUUGUGUAAACUUGCUGGUACUUCUGACACACAGUAAGUCACUUAAACUGGUAUUGAGAGCUUAUUUCUAUGAGUCUUUUGGAAGAACUAUUACCUUUUCCAUUAUGGGCUGGUUCUUAUAUAGCAAUUCUCUACUUGAGCACUAAAAGCAGUUUUUACAACACAAGCAUUUUUUAGUACAUCCAAGUCCUUUCUAUCCAACAUUCACACUCCGAUGAACGCAUCGGGAUCACCAGGAAUUGAACCCCCGACCUUUCAAUUAGUAGAUGUCCUGCUCGACCUCCUGAACCACAGCCACUCUUAAGCUUACAGCACCUGGUAUUCCCAGGCGGUCCAUCCGUGUACUAACCAGGACCGACCCUUGCUCAGUGUCCGAGAUCAGGCGUGCUCAGGGAGGUAUGAUUGUAAUCCUGCUAGAACAAGGUCCUGGGUUCAAAUCCAACAGUUUUUCAGUGUGGAGUUUGGAUGUUCCUCUCCGUGCCUGAGGGAGGUCUUUCCAGGUAAUCAGGCUUCUCUUCCCAAAAAGACAAGCAUACGGAAGCUUGUUUCUGCCACUGGGCAGAUAAAACAGGUCAUCUAUUAGUCAAAAUUUCAACUCACCCAGAAGUUUGACUCAUUAAGUUUUGCAAUAAUAACUUGAAAUUUUCACUCAUCUCUACCUUUUCAAAUAAUUUUCUUUUUGUGGGAGAAACAAGACCCUCAUCAACAGUGAGAGGAGAAACACUACAGGUGACUACAGAAAGAAAACUGUUUAGAUCACCAUGAAAAUUUCCUGUCUGUCUAAUACUCUGUAUUGCAAGUUUUAUGAAAAUGUAUUUUUAAGCAUGUAAAUGAGGCAUUAUCAGUCUUAAUAUUUGCAUUUUUUUCAGAUCAUAAAUGGAAUUGGACAAUGACGAAAGCCAAUGUCAUUAGAGUCUUUAUAAAAUCUGUUUUCAUCAUUUUAUAAAUCAGAAAAAAAUGAAUAAAUGUUCAUAAAUCAGUGUCUGAAUGCUGUAUAAAUAAAAUCCAUCUGUUUAAAAAAAAGCAGCUUUAGAAAUAUAAACAAAGUUUGAUGUAAGAGCUGAGUUGGAGAUUUCUUGCUUGGAAUAAAUAAAAUUACUCUGAA
Messenger RNA from Pelmatolapia mariae (spotted tilapia), 4606 nucleotides. It is a transcript of the gene mmaa, whose product is annotated as metabolism of cobalamin associated A. NCBI's taxonomy places the organism in Eukaryota, Metazoa, Chordata, Actinopteri, Cichliformes, Cichlidae. Gene Ontology annotation, cellular component: cytoplasm. Gene Ontology annotation, molecular function: GTP binding; GTPase activity. The transcript is spliced from 6 exons. The record is from RefSeq and is a predicted model, not a curated record. Bases 282 to 1508 code for a protein of 408 amino acids.